AUGAGAUUAAGCAGUAGAGGAAGUGGGAAUAGCACAACUACGUUGAGCAGCAGUGGGCUUGCCACCGGGAGUAGCGGCGUGUCUUCCACUUCUUCAGUCACGACCGUAGACGGUGCCCCAUCUGCGGAACUAUAUCGUAGCAAGGCUGAACGCGAUAGGGAACUCAUACAAGCGCCUCUGCAGGACUCUGACCUGAAGAACAUUGCUGAGCUAGGUAUGGGUAAUGGAGGCAGCGUAAUGAAGGUUGAACAUGUGCCGAGUGGAGUCGUUAUGGCAAAGAAGAUCGUUCUCAUCGACGCAAAGCCUAGUGUCCGAAAACAAAUUCUUCGCGAACUGCACAUCAUGCACCGGUGUAGCUCGCCGUUCAUUGUCUCAUUCUUUGGUGCAUAUCUGUCUGAGCCUAACAUCUGCAUUUGUAUGGAGUACAUGGACAAGGGAUCCUUCGACUCCAUCUACAAGACCAUUGGCUCCAAAGGAAGACCAAACGAAGCAAUAACAGGACCAAUCCCCAUAGGAAUCGUCAGACAGCUUGCGAAACGGGUUUUAGGUGGUUUGGUCUACUUGAAGGACGAAAUGGAGGUGUUACAUCGGGAUAUUAAACCUAGUAAUAUUUUGUUGAACUCAGAAGGCGAAGUAAAGCUUUGUGAUUUCGGUGUCAGCGGCGAGUUGGAAAAUAAUGUAGCGAAGACUUUCGUUGGAACUAGUGUGUAUAUGAGUCCUGAACGUAUCCAAGGUUCCGACUAUUCCGUCAAAUCCGAUGUAUGGAGUCUGGGAAUAACGCUCAUUGAACUUGCGCACGGAUGUUUCCCGUUUGCGGAUAGUGAGGUCGAGGAGGAUACUCCAAUAGACUUAACCGCCCUCACCCCCAUCUCCUCACUCCCAUCCUCCCUACCAAGCGCUCAGAGACACUCUCGGCGUAAAUCUCGUGGCGUCUCACUCCAAGGCGGAGUCGGUACUCUGUCUAUACUCGAGUUAAUGCACCACAUCGUGCGUGAGCCUCCGCCAACGCUCAUCACCCCUUCGGUACCUCACUCACUAGAAUUCACGGAAGAAGCAGCGCAAUUUGUUGUUCAUUGCCUGAAGAAGGACCCUGGAGAGCGGAUGAACCCUAGGGAUCUAUUAGAAAUGGGUUGGAUGGAUGAUACUGGGAGAGGAGAGGAGAUGACUCUAAGGAUGUGGGCGGGGACACUGUAG
Messenger RNA from Lentinula edodes (shiitake mushroom), 1194 nucleotides. RefSeq names its product kinase-like domain-containing protein. Gene Ontology annotation, biological process: protein phosphorylation. Bases 1 to 1194 code for a protein of 397 amino acids. The record is from RefSeq and is a predicted model, not a curated record. Gene Ontology annotation, molecular function: protein kinase activity; ATP binding. The transcript is spliced from 5 exons. NCBI's taxonomy places the organism in Eukaryota, Fungi, Basidiomycota, Agaricomycetes, Agaricales, Omphalotaceae.